AUGGCUGAUUCAGGACUCACAGGUACGGGAACUGGAGGAGAUGUAUUCAAAGUUGAUUUAAACUCACAAUUCGAUUCUGCUGAUAUGGCAUGGAUCGGUACUGCUUCAGUGCUAGUAUGGAUCAUGAUACCUGGUGUUGGUUUACUAUAUUCAGGAUUAUCAAGAAAAAAACAUGCUCUUUCAUUAAUGUGGGCUUCCUUGAUGGCAGCUUGUGUCACUGCUUUCCAAUGGUUCUUUUGGGGUUAUUCAUUAGUUUUCGCUCACAAUGGAUCCAAAUUCUUGGGAACGUUGCAAAAUUUUUGUUUAAGAAAUGUAUUGGGAGCUCCGGGUGUUGUUGCAACCGUUCCUGAUAUUUUAUUCUGUUUAUACCAAGGUAUGUUUGCUGCUGUCACUGCAAUCUUGAUGGUUGGAGCUGGUUGCGAAAGAGCAAGAUUAGGACCAAUGAUGGUGUUUUUAUUUGUUUGGUUAACUGUGGUUUACGCACCAAUUGCUUAUUGGACUUGGGGUGGUGAUGGAUGGUUAUUCAACUUGGGAGCUUUGGAUUUUGCUGGUGGUGGUCCAGUUCAUGAAAACUCUGGAUUUGCCGCAUUGGCUUAUUCACUUUGGUUAGGUAAGAGACGUGAUCCAUUGACUCAAGGAAAAGUUCCAAAGUACAAGCCACACUCGGUUUCUUCAAUUGUGUUGGGAACGGUUUUCCUUUGGUUUGGAUGGUUUGGAUUCAAUGGUGGAUCUACCGGUAAUGCCAAGAUGAGAUCAUGGUACGCUUGUGUUAAUACUAAUAUUGCUGCUGCUUGUGGUGGUUUAACUUGGAUGUUUGUUGAUUAUUUCAGGACUGGAGGUAAAUGGUCAACUGUUGGAUUAUGUACUGGAGCCAUUGCUGGCUUGGUUGGUAUUACUCCUGCUGCUGGGUAUGUACCAGUUUACACAUCGAUUAUCUUUGGUAUUGUCCCUGGUAUUAUUUGUAAUUUUGCUGUUGAUUUAAAGCAAUACUUGCAAAUUGAUGAUGGUAUGGAUGUUUGGGCUUUACAUGGAGUUGGUGGCUUUGUUGGAAACUUUAUGACUGGUUUGUUUGCUGCUGAUUACGUUGCUAAAAUCGAUGGUACUGAUAUUGAUGGUGGUUGGAUGAAUCAUCAUUGGAAACAAUUGGGAUAUCAAUUGGCAGGUUCAGUUUCAGUUGCUGCUUGGUCAUUUGUCGUCACAUCAAUUUUGUUAUUGGCAAUGGAUAGAAUACCAUUCUUAAGAAUUAGGUUACAUGAAGAUGAAGAGAUGUUGGGUACUGAUUUAGCUCAAAUUGGUGAAUAUGCUUACUACAAUGAAGAUGAAGAUCCGGAAAAUAGUCCUUAUGUAUUGGAACCAAUUAGAUCAACAGAUGCCAUUAGAGAUAAAUUGAGGACUGCAACUUCUAAUAAUAAUCAAAAUGAACCGGGUGUUCAAACUCCAGAACAAAUUGAUGGUGUUGCUCAAGUGCAAGAUGAUACUGAUAAUUCAAACAGUGUUGAAUCAAAGAAGUAA
This is a messenger RNA of Lodderomyces orthopsilosis Co 90-125, 1512 nucleotides long. RefSeq names its product ammonium permease (gene MEP2). Gene Ontology annotation, biological process: ammonium transmembrane transport. Lineage: Eukaryota; Fungi; Ascomycota; Pichiomycetes; Serinales; Debaryomycetaceae. The transcript has a single exon. Gene Ontology annotation, cellular component: plasma membrane. The record is from RefSeq and is a predicted model, not a curated record. The coding region runs from base 1 to 1512 and encodes 503 amino acids. Gene Ontology annotation, molecular function: ammonium channel activity.